This is a messenger RNA of Kazachstania africana CBS 2517, 1275 nucleotides long. RefSeq names its product Pex3p (gene PEX3). Gene Ontology annotation, molecular function: protein-macromolecule adaptor activity. The record is from RefSeq and is a predicted model, not a curated record. Gene Ontology annotation, biological process: protein import into peroxisome membrane. Gene Ontology annotation, cellular component: peroxisomal membrane. NCBI's taxonomy places the organism in Eukaryota, Fungi, Ascomycota, Saccharomycetes, Saccharomycetales, Saccharomycetaceae. The transcript has a single exon. The coding region runs from base 1 to 1275 and encodes 424 amino acids.
AUGUCAGCAAGAGAUCAGAGGUCACUCAUUCAAAGACACAGAGGGAAACUUGUAUUUACCCUCACAAUGGUCUCUGGUUUUGUUAUGACAACUUCUAUGCUUAUUUACUGCCUCAAGACUUGGCUAGUGAGACAACAGAGACGAUUCAACGAGGAACGGUUUAUAAAGGAGCAGAUCAAACGGAGGUUUCAAAUUACUCAGGAGGAUUCUCUCAUAACAGUUUAUGAGUUGCUACCAGUGGUAUCCAUGGUAUUGAAUGAUAAUGACAUGGAUUUAAAUGGUAUAUUUGGCGCUUUAAAGGAGAAGAAAAAUUACAACGGUAAUAGUGAUACCAUGAGUUAUAGUACUGCUACCGCUGUGGGAUCAGAUGUUCCAGCUACAAAGACUAAAGCAGAACUAUGGAGCGAUUUGAAAGUAAAGAGUUUAAUUAAAGUCGUGACGACGUCUUAUGUGAUGUCUUCGCUACUAUUACUGGCCAAGCUGCAAUUGAACAUGUUAACAAGACGGGAGUAUCUUGAUACAGCGCUACGCUCUCAGAGGAUUGAGAAUCAGAAGUCAAAUAACUCGAGUUUUCUGCAAUGGGUUACGUCUACAAUCAUAUCAAGCGUACGAAUCAGUGAUAAUGAUCUAGAGGAUGACACUAAUAAAGUCGAUCAAGUUACAUAUAUCAACGAACAAGCAUUUUUAUCUCUCUCAUGGUGGCUAUUAAAUCGUGGCUGGUUGAAAUAUCGUUCAAUCGUCGAGAGAGAAAUUGAUGCUCAAUUUAAGGAUCUUGGGCCUAAGGAUGUAUUGACUUUGAAAGAAUUCAGUACAAAACUCAAUGAAGUUUUCUACAAGAUAAAUUUAGAAACUUUGGAUGGUUUAUCUAAUAUACUUUUACCGGAAGAAAAAUUGGAAUCUUUCGUAUUGCAGCAAACGCUGGACAGUGGUUCUUUCAAUGUCCUUGCCAAUGGGCAGAAUAUAGUGCUGAAAAGAUUAAUAAACGAAACCCAGAAUUAUUUGAAAAGCAAUGUUUCCAAAAUCAUAAUGGAACAACUAAUAAAUGAGUCAUUUCAAUACAUAAUGAACUCAACAGAAGACAAGAUUAAGUCCAAGAAGAAAGAAAGUGAUGGUAAAAAUCAAAUAGCACUCAUUUCAAUAUGCCUAAAAGAUGUGUGUAAUGAAAUGCUUGUGAACGGUAACCUUUCCAUCAACAAUGCAUAUCUGAAUCAAUUGAAUGCAAUCAACGAGCUGAAUGAUCUAUGUGUCAGUGUUUAUAGUAAUUUCAUGCUCUAA